AUGAAGAUGCACACUCUCGUCCAUCCAACCAGUAUGCCACAUCUUCCGCUUGCCCGCUCUUGCUACUCCGUAUCCGGGACUAGUCCACGCGAAGACUACGACACUGUGCUGCCGCCGCUCGGGAAUCUAGCCGUCCUCAAUCGCCCAUCACCCGCUGAUAUGUCCUUCAGAGAUACUCAUCUGCCCGACCGCUCAGUAGGGCCACUACCAUCAAUCUGCGAGUUAGUUCCAGAGUUACCCCGAUAUCAUCACGGACAUCACCACUCAUCCCUAUCAGAGUGCCAGAAUACAUCACACUCGCGCCGUAAAUAUGAACAUACUCGCUCCCCCACUGCGCCCAACUCGUCUCCGCCAUCUCUAUACAAACGCCGCCGUCUUUCGGCCGCUGACGAGGAAGAUCUCCAACAGAACGGUGAACGGCGGGACCAUGUCACUCGAGAAGGCCAGCCUCUACCAGCUGGACAAUGGACGCGAUAUCACCAGACGGGUGCCAUGACGCCAGAUCUAUCUCCAUCCUCACGAAGAGGCAGUACCUUUUCGUCAACAGGUACCCGCACAGCUUCUCCUCGAACGAGCCCUUUCACCAAUUAUCCUGUAUCCUUCACCUCGGUGCGAAAGUCGCCUUCAUCCUCCUAUACCUCAACUAGCCAAUUUCAUGGGACUGCGUCUCUCGAUCCUGCCGAAGAAGACGCACCUCCGCACACAGACUCACAGUUUCAAACGCAAUGGAAGAUUUCGGGCACUGAUGCGGCUCAAAUAGGCCACGGCAAAUUACGAGUGGAAAAUCGACAGUUGCCUCGCCUCCCUUACCUCAUCAACACGUCCAAAUCACAGCCUAACUCUCGUCCGAACCUUACUGAGAAUGAACCAACCGAUAGAGCCGCUCGAGAACUCGUCAUUGCUCCAAGUCCGAGCCCGCCAAGACAAUUACCCUAUUACCAAGACCACUCCCACAAUCCUCCAUCAGAAUGUACCGUACGCGACACCUUGACUGCUCAUGAGUACCACCCCGAGUCUACCACUGCGCCUGCCUCAGCUCAACCGAGAGUCGACUCGUCUAUGUACCCCCCGUACCCUGCUUCGACCCAUGCUACGACCUACUCUAGCCCAACGGAUUAUGUUACAUCAGCUAGCUACAACUCUAGUUUCGCCGGCCCUCGCUCUUGCUACACCUCUUACUCUCCCGAUAACGCUCAAUUCCAUACUAACCUGCCACCUGGAACCUACACGAACAAUCAUGCCAGUUAUCCUAAUGAAAACCAUCUUUCCACGGCCGAGACUAAGCCACGCAAACGCAGGGGCAACUUGCCAAAAGACACAACAGAUAAGCUUAGAGCUUGGUUCAUGAGUCACUUGGCUCAUCCUUAUCCGACGGAAGAUGAGAAGCAGCAACUCAUGGACGCAACGGGCCUUCAGAUGAAUCAAAUAUCUAACUGGUACAUAAAUGCUCGUCGACGUCAGCUGCCGGCCAUGGCGGCAAAUGCUCGUGCUGAAGCCGAAGCGCGGAGGCUGAGUCAAUGUGCGCCUAAUGAGAAUAGCCCUAUUCGAUGCGAAAUUAACAGAGAGCAAUACGAAGAGUUUGAUUCGAGACAAUGA
Messenger RNA from Blumeria graminis f. sp. triticale, 1596 nucleotides. The record is from the annotation of a GenBank genome assembly. Lineage: Eukaryota; Fungi; Ascomycota; Leotiomycetes; Helotiales; Erysiphaceae.